This is a messenger RNA of Rhopalosiphum padi (bird cherry-oat aphid), 597 nucleotides long. RefSeq lists its product as uncharacterized. The transcript has 3 exons. The record is from RefSeq and is a predicted model, not a curated record. Gene Ontology annotation, biological process: sensory perception of taste. Lineage: Eukaryota; Metazoa; Arthropoda; Insecta; Hemiptera; Aphididae. Bases 73 to 597 code for a protein of 174 amino acids. Gene Ontology annotation, cellular component: membrane.
UUGGUGGUUUCAAGUUUUUGUCAAUGCUUUGCAUUUUAUGAAUACAUACUACUAAUAUUAUACAUACAGUGGAUGGUAUACAUGAUAAAUGAACAAAUUCUGGAAAAAGGGUCAAAUGUAUGUACAUUAAGGGACACGCAUUUGGAAGUUGUUGAAUGUUUAAAAGAUAUAAAUAGAUCAAUAUACGGUAUAUCGGCCGUAGUAAGCUUUAUUGUGUCAAACAUCUGUCAAAUCAUAUUAACACUUUAUUAUCAUGUAAUAUUUUCGAGAAACAUUUACAUCGAAGGUGAGUUUUUAUAUGCCAUCAUAUCAAUAUUGACAAGGCUUAUCAAUAUUAUGGUAUUAUAUGGGAUUGGUCAUGCCACAGAAAAAGAGAUAAAUCGCAUGAGUCUUGUCUUACAUCAACGGUCCAUUAUAGAAAACAAUCCUCGAAUAAAACGCCAGAUAAAAUUUUUUAUACUACGAAGAUUGCACGAACACUAUCACUUUGAGCUAUAUGGAAUAUGUCAGAUUAAUCCAAGACAACUACUAAUUUUAUCAAACAAAGCCUUAGCUUACUUAUUGAUUCAAACUCUGUUCAAAUUAAAUAAAAAAUAA